UUACACUAUUCCACAGAUGCGGCCUUGCCAAUAGUAAACAUGGCAACUCGGCUCCUCUUUCCCUUCAAGUUAACCUAAUGGUUGCCACUAGUCAACAUGGCCGCCAGCCCGUGACCUCCCAUUGGCGGUUUCUCAGAGGCCCUGCCCUGCUCCGCCCCUGCGAGCGUCGGCCUGGAAUAGCGGGGCCGGAAAUCGUGGCUCCGGGCAUGGUUGCGUCUGCGCAAGUCAUUGGCGCCAAGAUGGCGAUGGAGAUGAGACUUCCAGUUGCUCGCAAACCGUUUAGCGAGAGCCUGGGUCGCGAGACUAAAAAACACCUGGUGGUGCCGGGGGACACGAUCACUACAGACACGGGCUUCAUGCGGGGCCAUGGAACGUAUAUGGGGGAAGAAAAGCUCAUAGCAUCUGUGGCUGGCUCUGUGGAGAGAGUAAACAAGUUGAUUUGUGUGAAAGCUUUGAAAACCAGAUAUAAUGGUGAAGUAGGAGACAUUGUAGUGGGGAGAAUCACAGAGGUUCAACAGAAGAGAUGGAAGGUGGAGACCAACUCCAGGCUGGAUUCAGUCUUGCUUCUCUCAUCCAUGAACCUUCCUGGAGGAGAGCUGAGGAGAAGAUCUGCAGAAGAUGAGCUUGCAAUGAGAGGUUUCUUGCAGGAAGGGGACCUUAUCAGUGCUGAGGUCCAGGCAGUGUUCUCUGAUGGAGCUGUUUCUCUUCACACGAGGAGCCUAAAAUAUGGAAAACUAGGCCAGGGUGUUUUGGUCCAGGUUUCCCCCUCCCUGGUAAAACGGCAGAAAACUCACUUCCAUGACUUGCCAUGUGGUGCCUCAGUGAUUCUGGGUAACAAUGGCUUCAUCUGGAUCUACCCAACACCCGAGCACAAAGAAGAGGAGGCAGGGGGCUUCACUGCAAACCUGGAACCUGUAUCUCUUGCUGAUCGAGAGGUGAUAUCCCGGCUUCGGAACUGCAUUGUCUCAAUGGUAACUCAGAGGAUGAUGCUGUAUGAUACCAGUAUCCUGUACUGCUAUGAAGCGUCCCUUCCACAUCAGAUCAAAGAUAUCUUAAAGCCAGAGAUAAUGGAAGAAAUUGUGAUGGAAACGCGCCAGAGGCUGUUAGAACAGGAAGGAUAAGGAGAGGCAUCUGAAGGACCAGACUGUAUGUACCUGGCUGGCACUGUUCUGGAAAGGGAAGAAUCAGAUUGAUGAUCCCCAUGUGUGGUUCAGUGAAGAACCAAGAAACUCCUUACUUCAUCUGCAUCGAUGGCUGUGGGCUGCCUCCAGCCCAGACACCCUGUUUCCUCCUUCUCAGACAAAUGCCUGGGUGGAGAGGUGAACAGUGCCUCUGGCCCCUCUGGUAGGCCGAGUCCCAGCACUAGGGGUAGAUUCAGGUCUUUCAAAGUGUGCAGUGUUCCAGCCAAAUGGACUUCCGUCCUGCAAUAAUAUGGAGGAUCCUUUGACUUCACUCACCAUCAUUUGAAACGCACAAUACCCCAUGAAAUUGCCCUUAUAAAAAACAUGGCAUCUCUGACCCCCAAAUUGUCUUCGUCUUCUAUUCCCCCUCUAAAGUGCAAGUACAGCAUUCCAGUUGUACUUGAAGAACACAGUUGGUAAAGUUAAUCUAGCAGUCGAAUGGAAGAAUAAAGUUAACCAAGCCAUUUUGAAUCUUAUUUCCCAUUGAAUGUUUUUUCUAGUGAUGGCUGAAAAUAUGUCCACCCCAGGCUGCCUUAAGCUCUGUCCUGCCUUUCAGGGGCAAUUUGUAAGAAGCUGAAUUAUUAGCAACAGAGAGAAUGAAUGUUCUGGGUCCAUGUACCUUUGGGUGUUCUGAUAAACAUGAAGAAAAAGUAAGAAAAAUGGAGAUAGAAAAAGAAAAGCUGUUUUCAUCCUAUAGUUGAAGUAAUGCAUUAAUUUUUGAAUUUGGGGUUAAAAGAUAAAAGCAAGGUGUUGAUGUUCUCACUGAGGAAUGCUAAGAUUGCAUUGCUUUUCUGAUGACUGUAAAAACGGUACUGAUUUAGUUGUUGGGAAACAUUUUUUAAAGGCACUGUUUUAAAGUGCUGUUUAUUUCAAAUAUGUGGUAAACUACUUUUUUACAUUACAAAGGUGGUGGUAACACCAUUGAUUUCUUGUGUUCUGUGUAAUAAUUGGGAGCUGAGUAUAAUAGAAGGAGGACUUAGUGGAUAUAAAUUCCUUCUGACAGCUCCAGUUUCAAUGGUAGUAAUUUUGAACACUGCACUUGAAAGGUGUGAAGUACAGAUUGGCUCUAUUUCAUUAAAUAGUAUUUUUUUUUCUUUAUAACAUUAUUCAGUGGACAACUUAUGUCACUUUUUUUCUACCCCAACUUGUAUCACCUGUUUUGAUGAGUUUGCAGACCCAUCAAGGUUCUAUAGAUUAUGCUUUAACUUUAGAUUUCCUCAUUUGUUGUAUUUUUGAGAGAAAUUUCCAGGCCUUAAGCCUCUUGAGAGAAGGGAACGGGAGAGUGGGUGUCUGAGUCCCAGGUUUGGUUUUGAUUAGUGCCCAUACAAUAAGCUCAUUGAAAAUUUAUCCUUAUCACUUGGUCUUUCCCAAGGUUUCAGAUCUAUGCUGCUUAUUCAGUGCUGAAUGGUGAUUGCCUACUAAGGGGAAAUAAUAGGUUUGAAAGCACCUUUUGGUGAUUAUCUAUUUUCUAUGGCCCACUAGAGGGCACCCUUGUUAAGUAUAAUUCCAGUAAGUGAAAAAAAACUGAAAAGCUGAAAAUUUUACACUGGUACUGAAUUCCUUUAGCAACCUGGUGGGUUGCUUUGCUUUAUAAAAAUGAGAACAAAAUUAGACUCAACUGAAUCACUUUUAAUGAAAAGGCCAUGAGCUUAAAGGGAUUUAGUCAACAUUUGGUAACAUUUAUUUGCUUUUGACGGGCAUUUGCUGGGCUCUGGAUCCAAUUUUCAGUCCUCAAAAGUAUCAUUCUAUAGUGUUAUAGAGGAAGUAAAAAAAUUCAGUGCCUCUCUAGAGAAAAAUAUUACAGCCUGGCCUUGGGGCUCACCUAAACUAACAAGCAAUGGAAAAUGAAGAUUAGGGAAAAUAAGCCUUUAGGUGACGUGCACGUGUUCUUUAUACUGCCUAUCAUGAAGCAUAAUCUCGGUCUUUUACUGUGGAAAAUCAAACAAGAUCUAAGUUGAUCCUCCUGUUAACCUUGUAAAGUAAGCAGAUAUGACCCCUAUUCAUAGAUGAAGAAAUAGAUUCAGAGAAUUAAAGUGACUUAAGCCCAUUAGCAAUUGUGAAUAAAAUAUAUUUAAGGUCUAGAGAGGUAUGAUAAAACCCUUCUUUAGAGUGUGGGUUGGACUGAUUGUGAAAGGUUGUAGAUCCAGAAAUUGAGACUGAUACUUUGGAUUGUUAUUUAUUUUAUGUAUUUGCUGUCCCUCCCCCAUGUAUGCUCCAUGAGGACAAGUACAGUUUUUCCCCCCACUGCUGUAUCCCAGCACCUAGAACAGUGCUUGGCACAUCAUAUGUGCUCAAGAAAUGCUUGUUCAAUGAAUGGUGAAUAAAUUGUUCAAGGAGAAUGUAUUAGAAGGAGGUCUGAUUUGAUUGCCCAAUUUUAAGCUAACCUAGAGGAUGAGGACGUAUGCAGAUUUGGAGGAAAUGAGUAAAGCAUGAAUAGUAAUCAAAACAAAUUUUCCAAAAAGAAAAAUUGGGGGGGGGGGAGUAAUCAGGAUAAUGAACAAAUAAAGGGGACCAAGGUGUUAAAAUCUGAAGAACGACUCAAGUUGCUACACUAGACAUCAACCAGAUAGUUUAUUCUGUGACUGUGAGCAAAGCUAAACCGAUUAACAUUGAGUUUGUACAUUACAGUUACAAAUCUAGGCACACAUUUUCAUAUGCUUCACCUCCAAGUGAGUCAUUUCCUCUUGAAGGUAGUACCUAUACAAUCGUAGCACUAUUUCCAUUCCAGCAAAAAUAUUUCUAAAAUACGUAACUCAUUUGUUGGGCUAACGUGUCACCUACAUAUAGCAGCUGAAUGUACAACGCGUAUGUUGGGGCUGUGGUUUCGGCCUAAUAUCAGAAACUUCUGAAAAAUCUAUUGUUCAGUAUUAUGUCAACAGUUAUUUGAUAUUGAAUGGUAAAGUGGGAAGAAACAUCUGUAUAAUGGGGAGUAAUGUUACACGCCUCAUUGCGCUGUGAUGAGUAUUAAGUGAGAAUGCAGUUGAUGAAAAGUGCUUAGUAACAGUGCCGGGUGUAGAAUAAGCGCUGCGAUGAGUAGAUCUCCUUAGAAAUGAGUAUAUCCUAACCAGGUGCAGCGCCUUGAGGAGACAUGGAAGAUAAAAAAUAGGGGACCAGGGCCCUUUUCGGUUGUGGAAGAUGGGUUA
This is a messenger RNA of Trichechus manatus latirostris (Florida manatee), 4324 nucleotides long. It is a transcript of the gene EXOSC2, whose product is annotated as exosome component 2. The transcript has 9 exons. Gene Ontology annotation, biological process: U4 snRNA 3'-end processing; exonucleolytic trimming to generate mature 3'-end of 5.8S rRNA from tricistronic rRNA transcript (SSU-rRNA, 5.8S rRNA, LSU-rRNA); nuclear polyadenylation-dependent rRNA catabolic process. Gene Ontology annotation, molecular function: RNA binding. Lineage: Eukaryota; Metazoa; Chordata; Mammalia; Sirenia; Trichechidae. The record is from RefSeq and is a predicted model, not a curated record. Bases 78 to 1121 code for a protein of 347 amino acids. Gene Ontology annotation, cellular component: nuclear exosome (RNase complex); cytoplasmic exosome (RNase complex).